AUGACGCGAGGCACGACGUGCGCCCACGCGCGCGCCGCCAUCGCGCGCGCGUCUCAACGCGCGGCGAAGAACGCGCGGCGACCAUCGACGUCACCAAAAGCAUCGUCGUCGCUCUCCCGUGCGCGACGGGCGACGACGACGCGGGCGACGAGCGCGAGUGCGCUCGCGGACGUCCUGCGACAGCUCGACGUCGACGGAUUGUACGGCGCGGCGGCGACGGGCGCGAGUGAGUUGAUGCGGACGCUGGAGACGCUGGCGGGCGACGCGGCGGCGCGCGCGAGCGCGACGACGGGAGACGUGGCGAUCGAGGACUUGACGCGAGCGCUCGGGAUUGAGAAAGAUACGAUAACGGUAGAGGUGUAUCAAGCGCUCGCGCUCGGGUUCGCGGGGGCGCUGGCGAUGGUAAACAGCGGUGAGGAGGAGGCGCGCGCGGGCCCAGCGAGUGGAGACGUCUUGCCGACGACGUACGACGUGGAAAAGAUUCGGGCGUACUGGAGUAAGCGACCUUUGGCGAUCGCAAAGCGCUCGUUGAGCUUGCUGCUCGAUGUUGCGGGUUGGGUUAGCGCUUUGUUGGUGGAUAUUCAGACGAAGAGUGUGGAGAAGAACUCCGUCGAACGUGCCGGUCAACUGAAGGACAUCAUCGCCAAGCAAGGCCCAGCGUUCGUGAAGGUUGGUCAGGCUGUCGCGAUCAGACCGGAUCUGCUCCCACCGGCGUACCUCGCGGAGCUGCAAACUUUGCUUGAUGGCGUCAAGGCGUUCUCGAACGACGAGGCGAAGGCGCUCAUCAGAGAGCAACUCGGCAAGCCGCUUGAUGACAUUUUCGAGGAUGUGUCGGCGUUCGAUAAACCUGUUGCGGCCGCGUCAAUCGGCCAAGUUUAUAGGGCUCAACUGAAGCGAACGAAGAUGAUGGAAGCGGAACAAGAUACAUGGGGUGCGGAAGUUGCCGUCAAGGUUCAGCGGCCGCAGAUUCUCGACGUGGUCACCUUGGACUUGCUCGUCAUCAGAACGGUUCUUCAGUAUUUGGCCAAGUUACCAAAAGACGGACCGUUGGGGCAGAUUCAGCAAGGUGCCGAGGGUUUCCUUCCAGUCCUGGACGUUGCCGCGGAGAGAUUCCUGGAAGAGUUGGAUUUCGGCAUGGAAGCCUCGAACGCGUCUCGGUUCGAAGCCGAUAUGAACAGCGUUGCGUUUGUUCGCGGAAGCAUCAAGGUUCCGCACGUGUAUAGGAGCGUGAGCACGCGUAAGGUCCUCACGCAGGAGUGGGUAACUGGUCGUAAGCUCACUGAGAUUGACGAAAACACUAGCAAGGAAACGCGUGAAAAGCUCGUCGAGACGCUUCUAAAUGCUUACAUGGUGCAAUUUUUAGAAAGUGGGUUCCUUCACGCGGAUCCACACCCAGGGAACUUUUUGCUACAAGAUGAUGGAAAGCUGUGCAUUCUGGACUACGGCAUGAUGACCACCAUUAGCGAAGAGCAGCGCAUUGCUUUCGUGGAGUACAUCGCGCACCUGAGCGCGAAGGAGUACGACAAAACGUUGGCUGAUCUAGUCAACCUCGGAUUCGUACCACCGGAGCUCGCUGACGAUCCGAUUAAUCGCUCAAUCGUCGUGCCCGUGCUUGCGGAGACUCUCGAGACGCUGUACGGCUCCGGCGGAGGUAUCACGACAAAGACUGAUGCGCUCAAUGCGCAACAAAGUUCUCGCGUCGGCGAAUUGAGCGACAAGCUCGAAGCUCUCGGCAAGGAGUACCCACUGCAACUGCCGCCAUACUUCGUGCUCAUUUUGCGUGCAUUCGGGACACUUGAAGGACUUGGUUUGUCGGUGGAUUCGAACUACGCCAUCGUCGAUGAGUGCUUCCCAUACAUCGCUCGUCGCCUUCUGUCCGACGACUCGCCGCGUAUGCGCGACGCACUUCGUUCGUUCGUGUACGGCGGUAGCGACCGCCUGCGUGUGAGCCGCGUAAAGGACAUUGCCGGCGGCUUCUCCCGAUUCACAAACUCGAUGGGCGCGACCGAAGCGGUGGCGACGACGGAUCCCACUCGGCUCGACCCCGCAACGAAGGAUGCACUCGCGAUCAUCUUCAAUGAGAAGGGCAACUACUUGCAAGAUCUCGUCGUGGAAGAGGCAGUCCGCGCAGCGGAUGCAGUCAGCCGUUCUGGCGCCGCGACUGCAUGGCAAGUGCUAGGGCAAGCGUGGCCGCUCGCCGCCGCCGCGUCUGUUACGCCGCUGGCUCUCAUACCGGGCUUGAACGGGGCCAUCGUCUUAUCGGCGCUCGCGUCUCAGAAUAAGCAAGCGAUCUCACUCACGUUUGAGGACAAGAAAAACCUGGCACUUUUGCGAUCCAUCGUCGAGCUCAUCUCCCCGGAGGGCUGGUCCCAAUCUCUAACCAGGGCUGUCAGCUCCAGUCGCGAAGUUAGUUCGCAGAUCGAACCGGAAUCUAUUCGCUCCAUAGGAACCGCUGUCGCUCCCGGGUUGCGUCGCAUGUCCAGUAACUUUGGUGAAAAGCUUGGGCAGCGCUUGACGGACCGCUCGCGACAAGACUUUGAAAAAUCCUUCCCUCGACCAGUCUCACGAUGA
Molecule: messenger RNA, 2571 nt
Organism: Ostreococcus tauri
Lineage: Eukaryota; Viridiplantae; Chlorophyta; Mamiellophyceae; Mamiellales; Bathycoccaceae
Product: Importin-beta, N-terminal domain
Exons: 1
Coding region: 1-2571 (856 amino acids)
Biological process (GO): protein phosphorylation; intracellular protein transport
Molecular function (GO): protein kinase activity; small GTPase binding; ATP binding
Source: RefSeq, a predicted model, not a curated record